UCCCGGCCCUCAGCGAGCACCUGGGCCGCCUCCGGUCACCGGGCGCCCCUCCUCCGGGCCUGAGUCACCGCGCCGGAGUCCCCACGCGAAGAUGCGGUGAGUGUGGCCGGGACGCCGCGGGCCCUGGGGCACAGCGUCCGGCUCUCGGCCGCCGAGUGGCGCCGCACGGAAAUUUGGGCCCGCACACCGCAGACCAGCUCCUUCUCGGCGGGCGGCAGCUGGUCGGAGCCACGCGUCCUCCGCCCGCCCUCCAUGGCGUUCAUCCGGAAGAAGCAGCAGGAGCAGCAGCUGCAGCUCUACUCCAAAGAGAGAUUUUCCUUGCUCCUGCUGAACUUGGAGGAAUACUACUUUGAACAGCACACAGCUCAUCACAUUCAGCAUAAGGGCAGUCAGAAUGAAAGGAGAAUCAGAGGCUCCUUAAAAAUAUGUUCAAAAUCAGUUAUUUUUGAACCAGAUGCAAUAUCCCAGCCCAUCAUUAAGAUUCCUUUGAGAGAUUGUAUGAAAAUAGGGAAACAUGGAGAAAAUGGAGCCAAUAAACACUUUGCAAAGGCAAAAUCUGGGGGGAUUUCACUCAUUUUCAGUCAGGUAUAUUUCAUUAAAGAACACAACAUUGUUGCACCAUAUAAAAUAGAAAGAGGCAAAAUGGAAUAUGUCUUUGAAUUGGAUGUUUCAGGGAAAGUGGAAGACGUUGUGGAGACGUUGCUUCAGCUUCACAGAGCAUCCUGCCUUGACAAACUAGGGGACCAGACUGCUAUGAUAACAGCUAUUUUGCAAUCACGUUUGGCUAGAACAUCAUUUGACAAAAACAGAUUCCAAAGUGUUUCUGAAAAGCUGCACAUGGAAUGCAAGGCAGAAAUGGUGACCCCUCUGGUGACAAAUCCUGGACACGUGUGCAUUACUGACACCAACCUGUACUUUCAGCCCCUCAAUGGGUACCCGAAACCUGUGGUCCAAAUAACACUCCACGAUGUCCGCCGCAUUUACAAACGGAGGCACGGCCUCAUGCCUUUGGGCUUAGAAGUGUUUUGCACAGAAGAUGAUCUGUGUUCGGAUAUCUACCUAAAGUUCUAUGACCCUCAAGAUAGAGAUGACCUCUAUUUUUAUAUCGCCACAUAUCUAGAGCACCACGUGGUGGAGCGCACAGCCGAGAGCUACAUGCUGCAGUGGCAGCGCGGGCACCUCUCCAACUACCAGUACCUGCUGCACCUCAACAACCUGGCCGACCGAAGCUGCAACGACCUGUCCCAGUACCCGGUGUUCCCGUGGGUUCUCCACGACUACUGCAGUUUAGAGCUGGAUUUGUCAAAUCCAGAAACCUUCCGGGAUCUUAGUAAGCCAGUAGGAGCCCUAAAUAAGGAGCGGCUGGAGAGACUACUGACGCGCUACCAGGAGAUGCCAGAACCAAAAUUCAUGUACGGCAGUCACUACUCCUCCCCGGGUUAUGUGCUGUUUUAUCUCGUUAGGAUUGCACCAGAGUAUAUGCUGUGCCUACAGAAUGGAAGAUUUGAUAAUGCAGAUAGAAUGUUCAACAGUAUUGCAGAAACUUGGAAAAACUGUUUGGAUGGUGCCACGGAUUUUAAAGAGUUGAUUCCAGAAUUCUAUGGUGAUGAUGUCAGCUUCUUAGUCAAUAAUCUGAAACUGGACUUGGGGAAGAGACAAGGAGGGCAGAUGGUGGAUGAUGUGGAACUUCCACCUUGGGCUCAGAGUCCCCAAGACUUUCUUCAGAAAAGCAAAGAUGCCCUGGAAAGCAAUUAUGUGUCAGAGCACCUUCAUGAGUGGAUUGACCUAAUAUUUGGCUACAAGCAAAAAGGAAGUGAGGCUGUUGGGGCAUAUAAUGUAUUUCAUCCCCUGACCUAUGAAGGAGGUGUAGACCUAAACAGCAUCGAAGACCCCGAUGAGAAAGUGGCCAUGCUAACCCAAAUCUUGGAAUUUGGGCAGACACCAAAACAGCUGUUUGUGACACCUCAUCCUCGAAGGAUCACUCCCAAGACUAAAAGCUCAUCCCAGACCUCCAGUUACAAUGCUUCCACAGCAGAUUCUCCAGUCUCUCCAGGUGAAGAGUCCUUUGAAGACCUGACUGAGGAAAGCAAAACACUGGCCUGGAAUAACAUCGCAAAACUGCAGUUGCAUGAGCAAUAUAAAAUCCACAAAGAGGCAGUUACUGGAAUAGCAGUCUCUUGCAAUGGAUCAUCAGUCUUUACCACCUCACAAGAUUCCACCUUGAAGAUGUUUUCUAAAGAAACCAAAAUGCUACAGAGAAGUAUAUCAUUUUCAAAUAUGGCCUUAUCAUCUUGUUUACUUUUACCAGGAGAUGCCACUGUCAUAAGUUCUUCAUGGGAUAAUAACGUCUAUUUUUAUUCCAUAGCAUUUGGAAGAUGCCAAGACACAUUAAUGGGACAUGAUGAUGCUGUUAGUAAGAUCUGUUGGCAUGACAACAGGCUGUAUUCUGCAUCGUGGGAUUCUACAGUGAAGGUGUGGUCUGGUGUUCCUGCAGAAAUGACAGGCACCAGAAGACACCAGUUUGACAUGCUGGCCGAGCUGGAACAUGAUGUCAGUGUAGACACAAUCAGUUUAAAUGCUGCAAGCACACUGUUGGUUUCAGGCACCAGAGAAGGCACGGUGACUAUUUGGGACCUCACGACAGCCACGGUACUGCACCAGAUUCCAUGCCAUUCAGGGAUUGUAUGUGAUACUGCUUUUAGCCCAGACAGUCGCCAUGUCCUCAGCACAGGAGAAGAUGGUGGUCUGAAUGUAAUAGAUGUGCAGACAGGAACGCUUAUCUCUUCUAUGACUUCAGACGAGCCUCAGAGGUGCUUUAUCUGGGAUGGAAAUACUGUUUUAUCCGGAAGUCAGUCUGGUGAACUUCUUGUUUGGGACCUUCUUGGAGGAAAAAUCAGUGAGAAAAUACAGGGCCAUAAAGGUGCUGUGACGUGUAUAUGGAUGAAUGAACAGUGUAGCAGUAUCAUCACAGGAGGGAAAGACAGACAAAUUAUGUUCUGGAAGUUGCAGUAUUAAGUGCCUUUUCUUCUCCUGAAUAUUAAAUUGAACUCUAUUUAAUGUAUUUUUAAACCAAACUUUUAAAUGAACUGGUGAAUUGAAUGUGCAAUGAUAAUAAUCGGAAGUGUUACCACAUAAGGAAUUUGUGGCUUUAAACUUUCUAAAGCAUGGUAACUUCACUGAAAACUAUUAGUUGCCAUCUUCUGAGGCAGUUACAUUUGCAAGGCCAGUGGUCAUCCCAGUGUGGUGAUGGUCAGAAGGCAGGUUUGAGUGGCAGAGAGUAGCCAGGAGAUAUUCAACUGACCUGGGGAAACGUUCAGAAAGCACUUAUCAAUACAGAAUUUUCCAAGAAAAUGUGCAGUAUACGAUACUAUUUCUGAGUCACUCAAUUUUGUCUUCAUGAUCUAUGCAAUUGCUGCCCAUUGGGUUUUUGGGUGUUUGUGUUUUCAUGGAGUGGUUACUUUCUAUAACCUACUGUCCCCAGAUUCUAAGAACCUGGGGAAGGAUUGAGUUCUUAUAACAGUUACUGUAUAUAGGAAUGGUUUAUUUCAUUGCAGCUAUUAAAUGUUCAUCUUUUCUAAACAUUAAAAGUAUUUUUCUGUAAUUAAGCCAGUUUUCAUUUUCUCAUUUAAAUAUACUAUAGAAACUAGUACCUUUUAAGAACUUCAAAUAUCAAUCCUCCUAGAAAACCAUAGUGAUAUGAAUGUUGUUCUUACACUUGGAACCAUCUUUGGACCCAAGUCCAGACAGCAAAGUAGAUAAUCAAACCAGGAAACUUCAUUUGGUUUGCUUUUGUAAAUUUCAAGUAAGGUAAGUUGUAAAGCGGUAGCACUAACUCUCUUUUCUGGACCAUAGUAAUGAUGUGACUUAAAAUUUUUCUAUACUCUAAAAGUAUAUCUUGUUAUAUCUUGUAAGCAGUAAUGGCAUAAGGAAAACACUUGAAUCAGACCAGGGUGAUAGAAUUUUCAGUUUUUCUCAGGUAUUGCUGGGGAGAAUUUACAGCCUCAAUGAGUUCCUGGUCCUCUGCCUGAGGAGUCAGAACCUGAGGAAUCAAGUUCACAGCUAGAAGCACUUUUCUCAACACUCCUACUCCCCUGCACUGAGGGCUUCUCCCAGGACCCCUUGGCAGCUGCUAUGGAGACGACUCUCCCACAGGUCCCAGGUGAAUUUCACAUACCUACUUUCUAGGUCGUGCACUAGUUUGGAGAAAGCCAUGGACAGUUUCCAAAUGAUGCAAUAGUAGACAGUCUGACUAAAUUUUAACUUUAUUUAUACAUAUUUAAUUGGAAUAAGUAUAAACCAAAAAAGAAGAAAAUCAGGAUAAAGUGUCAAUGCAAUUUGUUUACAGGGAGGAGUCAGGAGAUAGAAUUACCAGGACAACAUUGUAAGACCAUCCCAAAGUAGCUAGGUUACAUCAUGUUUAGAGUGAAAUGUCAAAAUUAGGCAUCAUCCUACUUAAUCUACAAUAAAAAAGGAAGUCAAAAGUUUAUUCUACUUAGUAUAAGAAUUUUUACACUAAAUAUACAAUGAUUCAUUUCUCAGAAAAUGAUACCAGUAACGUUGAGAAGUUGUUUCCAUUACACAAUGACUAGAAAAUCUCAAAUACAACAAAGCAGCUAUGCUAUAUAUAGCUCAGUAUACACCACUAAUUUGUUUUGGGCUAGUGUACAUUUCAGUUUAAUGCAGAACUGCAUUUUGGGUUUUAGAAAGGCAGCAAUAGUUAUAUUUUGGCUUUUAUACUAGAUGCUUAACAUAGUUAAGGCGACAGUUCAAGCAUAUUAAGUGAAGGUAGUUAAAAAUUUAAUGAUAAUGCAAUCUCUUGCAAUCUACAUACACUGUAUAAUGCUUACAUGGAAUGAAACCAGUGUUAUUUAAUUGGUGUUUUACAGACACACACUACACUCACACACACAGAACCAAGAG
Phyllostomus discolor (pale spear-nosed bat) is the source of this 4920-nucleotide messenger RNA. RefSeq names its product neutral sphingomyelinase activation associated factor (gene NSMAF). The transcript has 31 exons. The record is from RefSeq and is a predicted model, not a curated record. NCBI's taxonomy places the organism in Eukaryota, Metazoa, Chordata, Mammalia, Chiroptera, Phyllostomidae. Gene Ontology annotation, molecular function: protein binding. Bases 253 to 3015 code for a protein of 920 amino acids.